This is a messenger RNA of Haliotis rufescens (red abalone), 2724 nucleotides long. RefSeq lists its product as uncharacterized. The record is from RefSeq and is a predicted model, not a curated record. Bases 593 to 1483 code for a protein of 296 amino acids. Lineage: Eukaryota; Metazoa; Mollusca; Gastropoda; Lepetellida; Haliotidae. The transcript has 2 exons.
AAUCCAGUGAUUGUUUUAUGCAUACAUGUAGCCAGCUUAGCACACCUCACCACUUACAACUCAAAUUUGAUAAUAAAGGCGAGCUUCUGUGCAUCUGACAAUAAGGCAUAAUCGCGUACCUUAAAAUGUUGCUGUGAUGUAUAAAACGGAACUUAUUGUUUUUCUUUGAUGCCAGUUUCCAACUAUUAAUAGGAACUGUGCACUUUUAUACAACCUUUGUGUUCCCGUGGGCCCAGAUUACUGCUGGAGAGCGAACUUGCCUACAGCACAGCGUAUAAAGGUCUACAGAUUAGUACACGCUGCAUGUACCUACAUGUGGAGGCGGCAGACAGUGUGGACAUAUCGGAGUGUACACGUAUUGUUCAAUAUUUAGGUCAGUACAUUCCCAAAUCUAUUUAUAGAACAUAACGCGAUGAACUGCGCCUUGCUCUCCGAGAGAGAAGCGUUCCAUUUUCAGAUUUGGAGUUGACUUGAGGUGGUCAGGAUUGGUACUGUGUCUGUGGACUGUUUCGUCACUAAUCAUCUCCUUAGAUUUGCAUGUAAACUUUCAGCGACUGUAAAGUGAUCAAAUCAGCCUACCCAAUUUCCAGCCAUGGCGGGAGCCCCUGCUGAGUACCUGAUUCUUGAUAUCAAUGCUAAUGGAGACUCCGGGAAAGGGAUGAGAGAAAAGAGAAAGCAGUACAUUGCACAUGUGCUGACAACACAGGUUCCUUUGGUGGUUUGCGUACAAGAGUUCCUAUGGAAGGGUAUUCACUCAAGGGGAUGGGCAGACUUGGAUGUUCCAGACCAUUUUCAGUAUGCAGGUCACAAUGAAGCAGGUUUCAUAUUUGAUACGAGGGAAGUCACUUACUCACGGAUUGACAACAAAGCAUCUGUGAGAAACAUGUAUGAUAACAUGGUGAAGAGAAGUGACAUCGGCUUGGAUUACUUCGAACUGCCAAGACUUUGCGUCCAUAAAAUCAAAAGCAAAGGGGCUCCUAAUUUUGAGAUCUUAUGUGCCAGUUGGCAUGGUCCUCAUAGGGUGCCAAAUGAGAAGAAAGAAAAGUCCCUUGACUCGCUGGUCAAGUUUCUUCUGAAGCUGAAGGUAGAGGAGGAGAAUGUUCCUUUGUUGCUUGGGGGUGACUUCAACUUCCCUGCAGCUAAAGUAAAAAGCAGACUCCCAUCUGACGGUAGUCUAAUGCUUAACACACCAGAUGACUCGUCAAUAGACAUGUUCAUCACAAGCUCCGAUAUUGGGAAUAUGUUUACCAUUUCAAAAGUUCACACCAUGAAACGAAAUUCAGCAUUUGACCAUUUGCAUUUGGAGAUGCAUUUGACAACGAUAAAUGCCACUGACUCUGAAGAACAAAUUAGGACAAAGGAUUUGUCAACAGGGGACAAAGGGUUACGUGAAAGUCCUGGACAAAAGUUGUCAGCAGUGAAAAAUAAAAUAUCCUCACUAAAGGAUAAAUCCAAAACGAAAAUUGAAGACAAGAAGGAAUGAAAGUGGCAAACGUCAGGUCAUCAAAAGAGGGUGAAUUUACAAGCAGGUGACAUUCUUUCCAUUGUAUUAAUCAAGUCUGUACCUGACAAUCCAGUGAUUGAUAAUAUAUCCUGUCAGUCGACUCUUUUGGCAAGCAUAAGUUGCUGUGGACCAAUCUGACCCAUAAUCCCCAUAUGGUUUGUAUGGACUCAAAUGUACCGUAAUUGGGAACAUUUCCCAUCCUAGUAGUCCAGAAAACAUCUUUCAAGCCAAACGUUAAUUUAAAACAGUAUUCUGAUUAAAUAAUAUAUAUAUCGAGGACUCGACCAUAUGAGGCCAUUAUCUUUUAAGGAUGAUCUAUGCUGAACUCUCGUUCUGAAGAGUAGUUUUUUGGUUGUUAAAUUAAAGCCCAUGAAAAAGUGAAAACCUGUGCUAAUUAGGUGAUAAGAGAAGAUGGGGAUGGUAAUGCCCGAAACGAAUCUGUAGUGGUGAAUGGAUUCAGAGAAUUUUAGCAUAAGAGAUAGCAUGGAGGCACAAUACAAUGGACAAUCAAAGACUUGAGUAACCCUGGUAUUCGAACUGGAAUCGCUGUCAAACGACGAAGUAAGAGGUUGACACUGGACCCAUCAAGGCAGCAGGUAAUGCCUGCAAGGGGUGGUGAUCACUGAGAAUGCCUGCAAGAACAGACUGUCACUGAUGUUGUCUCAUUUCAAUUAAUAACAAUAAGGCAGCUGCUGAAAGAUGUAGAAACACAUUUUGCCGCACCAAACAUUCGUGUUUGACCAAGUGAUUGCUGUCAUCUUAAAACAACUUCAUGUAUAUUAGGAAAAGAUACAAUUUAUCUUUUAUAUGCAUUUAUAUGAUUUUUAAGUGCUGAUGUCUGUGGAUUUGAGGCUGCCAUUUUAUAUGUAUAUUUUGUGUGUGUGCACAUAUAAGUAUGAGUUUGGAAGGCCAUACAAAAUAGAUCAUCUGCUCCUGGAGCAUAUUUUGUUUUUUAGAUGAUCAGGCACUUUAUUUUGUUCAUUUAAAGUUCAAACCAGCAAGGUAUUUUCUUUUUAUACCUUGAAGCUUAUCAUACAGUUUAAUCCUAAUACACAAAAUUUGAAAUGUAUAUUUGCAGAUAAACAUGUGACCAUGUAUAUUUUUUUGUUUAAGCUGUCAUAUAGCUGGAAUAUCCCAAGGAUCAUUUAAUCAUGUCAUUUUCUAUAAGGGAGUCAAUUUGAAUAUUGGAUCCUCUGAUAAAUAAAUAUCAAAUGGUGUUA